AUGCCGCUCAUCUGCAUCGAGGUCAUCAUCGACCCCUUCCGCAACUUCACCUCCUCCAUUGGCCCGAACGGCGCGGGCAAGCCCAACCUCAUGGAUGCCAUCUCUUUCGUUCUCGGAGUCAAGUCUGCCCAGCUCCGCUCCAGCCAGCUCAAGGACCUCGUCUACCGUGGCCGUAGACUCGCCCGAAACCCAGAUGGGGAGGGCGCUGGUCCUUCUCAGCCUCAGCAGGACGACGAAGAGGAGGGCGAGGGGGAAGGCGAGGGUACGGCAACCAGGGCGUGGGUUCUCGCUGUCUACGAGGACGCGGACAAGAAGGAAUGGUGUUUCCAACGAACUAAUUCGACGACCGGAGCGUCCGAAUACAAACUGAACAACCACGUCGUCACGUAUUCCGCGUACAACGCCGCACUCAUCCAGCACAACAUCCUCGUGAAGGCCAAGAACUUCCUCGUCUUCCAAGGCGACGUCGAGGCCGUCGCGUGGCAGUCGCCCAAGGAGCUCGCGCGGCUCAUCAACCAGAUCUCCGGCUCGCUCGAGCUCGCGCCCGAUUAUGAGAAGGCCCGCGAGGUGCUCGAACGCGCGACUGAGAACGCGACGUUCAACUUCACGAAGCGCCGCGGGAUUGCGGGCGAGAUUAAGCAGUACAAGGAGCAGAAGGGCGAAGCGGAACACUUCGAGGCACUUUGCCAGGAGUGGGACGAGCUCGUGCUCCGCCGCAUCCUGUUCAAGCUCUACCACAUCCAGCACUCUCUCGAGGAGCAUGCUCGGGCUAUCAAGGAGCAGAACCAGACGCUCGCAGGUCUACGUGCGGAGCAGUGCAAAGACGAGAAGGCACUCGAGGAUGCGCGCGCUGAGCAAGCCAGGGCGCGGUCGAACGUCAUGCAGAAGGAGAAGCGUAUCAAGAAGGCCGAGAAGGCCUUAGAGACCAAGCGCCCAGACUUAGUCCGAAUCGAGGCGCAGAUCAAGCACGCCGAACGGAAGCGCGAGAAGGCACAGCAGGAGCUAGAGAAGCUCCAGCAGACCGAAGCUGAGCAGCGGCGGAAGCUGCAGGCGCUACAAGAGAACCUGCAGACAGUGCAAAGAGCGGCAAACGCGGCCCAAGAGGUGCAGCACCGCGCGGCGCAAACUAACCUAUCACUGAGUGAAGAGAGUUUGGAGGAGUACCGGAGACUUAAAGCAAGCGCGAGUAUCCUUGCCGUCGACAAGAGGCAGUCGCUCGAGACACUGUCACGAGACGAGAAGACGGCGGGCCGCACACUUGCGCAGCCCAAAGACAAGCUCGAGCAGCUGACACAGAAGUGCGACAAGUCGUCGGAAGAGGACCGCACACAGAGUCAGAAGAAGGCAGAGCUCGACGAGAAGGUGUCCGAGUUGACGGCAGAACUCAAGCGCGUGAAGCAGGAGCACGAUAACCAAGGCACGACAACCAGGAGUCUGAGCGCAUGCAAGGAGGUCAACGAGAAGUUGGUUGACAUCUACGAGAAGCUCACGCAGGCGGGCGUGGACCAGCAGGAGUCGCAGCGCGAGACACAGCUCAAAGAAACGCUUGUGAACCUGCAGCAAAUCUUUCCUGGGGUGCGCGGACGCGUGGUGGACCUCUGCAAGCCGACGCAGCGCAAGUACAAGACAGCGAACAUUGACGCAAUCGUGGUCGACGAGGAGAAGACGGCGAUCGACUGCAUCAAGUGCAUGCGCAACCAGCGCGCGGGGCAGGCAACAUUUAUCCCACUCGAUACGAUCCAGGUCAAGCCCGUGAACGACAAGUUCCGCGCGUUCGCCAAGGGUGCGAGGUUGGCUGUGGACGUUAUACAUUACGAUCCGGCAGUGAAGAGGGUGAUGCAUCAUGCGUGUGGGAAUGCGCUCGUGUGCGACUCGAUGGAGGUCGCGCGGUAUGUGUGGUACGAGAAGGGACAGGAGGUGAAAGCCGUUACACUAGAGGGAACUAUCAUCCAGAGCGGUCUCAUCACUGGUGGUAAGAGCUCGCAGCAGAACGGCAAGAAAUGGGAAGAGAAGGAUGUGCAAGGCCUCCAGCGCGUGCGCGACAACCUGCUGGCGCAGCUUCUCGAGCUUGGCAAGUCAAUGCCUCGGGGCAAGGAAAGCAAGGUCCUCAUCGCGGAGAUCAGCCGUUUGGAGUCGGCUCUGCACGUCGUGCGCGACGACCAAAAAGCGAACAAGACAAGGCUGUCGGGCAUCAAGGACGAGCUGAAGCACGUCGAGCGCGAGAUUUGCGCGUUGCAGCCAGACCUGUGCAAGGCGCAGGCGGUGUACGACAGCAUGAAGGGUAAGAUCGAUGCGCUUGUGGCGGUCGUCAACGAGACGGAGGACGGCGUUUUCGAGGAGUUUUGCGAGGAGAUCGGGGUUGCGAAUAUCCGCGAGUACGAGGAGCGCCAGCUGAAGGUGGCCAUCCAGUUCGACGAGCAGCAGCUUAGGGUGAUGGAGGAGCGGCUGAAGGCUUACGAGGAUAUCAUCAAGUCCGAGGGCGAAAACCUGGCGAAACUGGACGAGAAGAUGGCAGCGCAGGAGGAGAUCGCAAAGGCGGAGGAGACACUGCAAGACGACCUAAAGGAGCUCGCGGAAGAGCUCGAAGAGAAGACGAAGAAGGUCGACGAGGUGAAGAAGACGACGAACAGGGCGGGCAAGGCGCUGGACCAGGCGUUGAAGGACGUCGUUGGCCGCAACGACGAGAUCGAGAAGCUCGGCUUGGAGCAUUCCGCGAUCUACCGGAAGUGCAGGCUAGAUGAGACUAAGCUGCCGCUGCUUACCGGAAACCUCAAGAACGUGCCCAUGGAGGAGAACCUCCGCGAAGAGGUGGCGCUGGAUGUAGACGAGGACGAGGAAGGGACCCAGCAGGUCAAGCGGGUCUCGGACUUCGGCAUUGAAGUCGACUUCGACAGUUUGGAUAAGAACGAGCGGGAGGACGGCUCAGCCGGGGCCUUGAAGGAACUCAACGACUCCUUCCUGGCGCUCUCUGAUGUACUGAAGACUUGCGGCUAUCUACGUGCGCAAUCUCGUGGCACAAUGACCUCCCUAGAACUCUCGGCAGACACGGCCGCAUAG
Trametes versicolor FP-101664 SS1 is the source of this 3057-nucleotide messenger RNA. RefSeq lists its product as uncharacterized. Gene Ontology annotation, molecular function: ATP binding; DNA binding; ATP hydrolysis activity. Bases 1 to 3057 code for a protein of 1018 amino acids. Lineage: Eukaryota; Fungi; Basidiomycota; Agaricomycetes; Polyporales; Polyporaceae. Gene Ontology annotation, cellular component: cohesin complex; nucleus; chromosome. The transcript is spliced from 19 exons. Gene Ontology annotation, biological process: sister chromatid cohesion. The record is from RefSeq and is a predicted model, not a curated record.